UCACAUUCAUUCUCAGCCGAAAGCCCAUUACGAAGAUCACCAUAAUAUUUCCUUUCUUUUCGUUUCUUUAAACAAUAGAAAUCGAAAGACAUUCCGCCAAUCGCACCAAUUCCACCACUGGGCUUCGCGCUCCGCUCACCAUCGGCACAAAAUCUCGCCUCUAAACCCUUAAUUUCCAUGAUUUUUCUCCCAAAUUCGAAAACCCCAUCUCAAAAUUUCUCCAUCUUCUGAAUCCUUCUCCCUUACAACUUCUUAAAACCCACCAUUUCAGCGUUGUUAUCGAUUUCCUUUGGAGUUCUUGCAUGAUGUUGUCUAGAUAUGGCGCUGGAUUCUCCCUCGUUUUUUUGCUUUUUCUCGCCGAUUUUGCGACUGGAAACGAACUAAGUUUCACUCAAUCAAAUGGGUCUGUGGCAGCGAUGGUGCCACUGAUCGAGGAGGGGAAAAUGACGAUGAUGGAGAUGAAUGAAACUAGAAGAAAACUGGGGAGCUUCCAAGUAUGUGCUCCUUGUACUUGCUGUGGUGGGGCUAAGGGCCUGUGCUUGCCAUCUCCUUGUUGUUAUGCUAUCAAUUGCAACAUCCCCAACAGACCAUUUGGGUUUUGCUCUUUCACUCCUAAAUCCUGUAAUUGCUUUGGAUGCAAUCUCUAGCUUAUACAUUCAUAUAUCUCUCUGAAAUUUCCUUGCAUAUAUAUAUAUAUAUAUAUGAUGAUGAUGAUGAUCUUGGUCAUUUGUUAUCUCUGUUGCUCUGUUCUGGAAAUGAUUGAUUUGAAGAACUCUAGAGUUAUAAAACUAGCCGUUCUUAGAGGCCUUGAUGUUGUAUAGAUUCUCUGUAAGUGACCUGUGUUUGUUCUUGUUCUAAAACUUGUUAGCUUAUUCAAGUUAUUUGAUGAUUGCUUUGAGGCUCUUUGCUACUA
This is a messenger RNA of Cucurbita maxima (winter squash), 913 nucleotides long. RefSeq lists its product as uncharacterized. Bases 303 to 647 code for a protein of 114 amino acids. The record is from RefSeq and is a predicted model, not a curated record. The transcript has 3 exons. NCBI's taxonomy places the organism in Eukaryota, Viridiplantae, Streptophyta, Magnoliopsida, Cucurbitales, Cucurbitaceae.